Molecule: messenger RNA, 2175 nt
Organism: Letharia lupina
Lineage: Eukaryota; Fungi; Ascomycota; Lecanoromycetes; Lecanorales; Parmeliaceae
Exons: 3
Coding region: 1-2175 (724 amino acids)
Biological process (GO): transmembrane transport; fungal-type cell wall biogenesis
Source: RefSeq, a predicted model, not a curated record
AUGAUUGUAUCAGCCAACGAUGUCCUAACAACGACAGGCUUCACGACGUGCAUGGCCGGUUCCGACAUUACAGUCACAGUCCUCAAUAUCCAAUAUGACCGCACCACUCAGCAGAUAACUUUCGACGUAGCAGGUACCAGUUCAAAAGUCGAGAAUGUCACUGCUGCCUUGUACGUCACUGCCUAUGGCAAGCAGGUGUACCAAAAAACCUUCAAUCCAUGUGACGAAGGCAACAAAGUUGAUCAACUGUGUCCUGUCCCAGCGGGAUCAUUCGCAGCUCAGGGUGUGCAAGACGUUCCUCCGUCUUACGCGAGUGAGAUACCCUCGAUAGCCUUCAAUGUCCCUGAUCUCGAAGGAGGAGCCAAAUUGGAAUUGACGGCGCUUGAUGGCGGACAAGAUCUAGCAUGCAUAGAGUCAGACGUGACCAAUGGCAAGACCGUGGAAUCUCCUGCAGUCUCUUAUAUCGCGGUAGGGGUUGCGGGGGCCGCACUUGUACUCACCGGCAUCUCAGCCAUCGGCAGUGCAGGUACAGCCGGUGGCCACGCCCCAAGCCCUAAUUUUGGAGACGUCGUUGGCUGGUUUCAAUCAAUAGCCAUGAACGGAAUGUUGAGCGCCCAAUAUCCACCAAUCUAUCGAAGCUUCUCCAAAAACUUUGCCUUUUCUGGGGGUCUUAUCCCAUGGAACUCGAUGCAGACAUCAAUUGACAAUUUCAGGCGGGCGACCGGCGGCAACCUAACAGAUGACAAUGUCCAGUACUUAAAAAAUGCCAGUUUGGUUUACACUACUGGACCGACGUCAGACUCAGGAAUCGUGUCGAGACGCGCAAACGAUUUUCUCUUUGAACCUCAACUAUUUUCAAGAGAUACAUCGACCACCAUCAAUGGCACUCAGUCAGGCACUGCUGCCGCUGCUGCUGGUAAUGGCACAAGCUCUGGCAAUUCGAAGGUCACUCACAUCGUGCAUGGUAUCCAGGGCUAUGUUGAGCAGCUCACCAUCCCUCAGGCCAAUACGUUCAUGACUGUCCUUCUGAUAUUUGCCAUUGUCAUCGCCGCUAUCGCCGUCGGUAUUCUUCUCCUGAAGGUCAUUCUUGAGACAUGGGCCUUAUUUGGCUCAUUUCCUAAAAAACUCACCAACUUCCGCAAGCGGUAUUGGGGCCUAUUGGCUAGGACGAUCACCAACUUGAUCCUCCUUCUUUACGGUGUCUGGACCCUUUAUUGCAUCUAUCAGUUCACUAACGGUGACUCCUGGGCUGCCAAAGUUCUUGCGGGUGUCACACUCGCAUUGUUCACUGCGGUCCUCGCUUUCUUCACCAUUCGAAUCUGGCAGAUCGCUCAAAAAUUUAAGAAAAUGGAGGGCGACACUGCGAUCCUUUUCGAAGACAAGGAAACGUGGCGGAAGUACAGCUUGUUCUACGACAACUACAAGCGAGGCUAUUGGUGGCUCUUCAUGCCUGCAAUCUUGUACAUGUUCGCUAAAGGAUGCGUUAUUGCCGCCGGCAAUGGCCACGGAUUGGUGCAAACAGCUGGGCAGUUGAUCAUCGAGUCUGUCAUGCUCGCUCUGGUACUAUUCACUAGACCUUUCGCGACUACCGCUGGAAAUUGGAUCAACGUUGUAAUCCAGGUUGUACGAAUGCUCUCCGUCGUUUGCAUUAUGGUAUUCGUGGAACAGCUUGGAAUCGCGCAAUCCACCAAGACAAUCACCGGCGUGGUUUUGAUCGCUGUACAGUCCGUCCUGACUGCGGUCCUGGCUAUUUUGAUUGCGGUGAACGCGAUAAUUGUGUGCAUUAGGGAGAAUCCUCACCGAAAGCAGAGGAAACAGGCUGAGCGGAUCAACCGCGAUCUCGACGAUCUGACUCCCCUUGACGCUCGCAAUUCCCUUCUCAUCGACCCAACGGAUUACAAAGACGUCAAGGAUCCACAGGCGAAAAGCUACCCAUUGAGUACUUAUUCUAGCCGGGGAAGCUACGAUACGGUCCAACCCUAUCGAGACGAGACGCCGCCACCUCGGCGACCUCGAGGUGCCGAUGAGAGCUCGGAAUUCUUAGUCAGCUCUGCUGCAGAUAUGGGAUACGGGCAUGACCGGAGAGUCAGCCGAGAAAGUGACGGCGCCACUUCGCCAUCUGCAAGGCGGCAACCGACCGUACCACACAUGGGUUAUCGUGGGCAAGCAUAUUAG